CCGGGCUCGUCUCUGGACGACAUCCCGCCCCGCUGCCAUGGGGCCGCCUCGGUGGUCCCCGCUGCUCUGCACGCUGCCGCCGGGCUCAGGCCCUCCCCGCUUCGUGUGCUACUGCGAGCUGGAGGGGGAUGGGGACCGCGGCGGCUUCAGCCUCUAUGUGACGGACGGCGCGGAGCUCUGGAGCACCUGCCAUUCGCCCGACAGCCUGGCGGCGCUCAAAUCCCGCUUUGGCCUGAGUGCGACUGAGGACCUCACCUCCCGGCUCAGGGCAGCUUGCCAGCAGCAAGCCAUGACGGUAAGCCUGCAGGAGGACGGAGCAUCACUGACCCUAUCAGGGGGCCCCGCAGUCCUGGCUUUCAGCCUCUCCAAGGUACCAGGCCCAGAGGCAGCCCCCAGGUUGCAAGCGCUGACUCUAGGCCUGGCAGAGCGUGUGUGCAGUCUAGAGAAACAGCUGGCAGAAGUGACACCUGUCAGCCCCAGGAAGAGCCACCGAUCAGCAGGGCCUCAGCUGUUUUUACCAGAACUUGAUCACCAGAGAGGUGGCUCUGGACCUGGAGUCAGGAGACGGUGUCCAGGCGAGUCCCUCAUCAACCCUGGCUUCAGAAGUAAGAAACCAGCUAGUGGUGUAGACUUUGACGAGUCCUGAAGAUACUGCAAAACGUGUAAAAUUACCAGGAACCUGCCUUCAAGGAGAGGGAUGGCUCAAGACCCCACCCACCAGACAUAACACCCUCUUCUGCCUCCACUGGCUCAUCCUGUUGUUAGGCAGAAGUAAGACUGUUUCUUAAGUCCCUUCCCCAACAAAUAAACUUCUUCCUCUGGUAGA
Molecule: messenger RNA, 826 nt
Organism: Jaculus jaculus (lesser Egyptian jerboa)
Lineage: Eukaryota; Metazoa; Chordata; Mammalia; Rodentia; Dipodidae
Gene: Paxx
Product: PAXX non-homologous end joining factor
Exons: 7
Coding region: 38-646 (202 amino acids)
Biological process (GO): double-strand break repair via nonhomologous end joining
Cellular component (GO): nonhomologous end joining complex; site of double-strand break; nucleus
Molecular function (GO): molecular adaptor activity
Source: RefSeq, a predicted model, not a curated record